Eupeodes corollae is the source of this 1129-nucleotide messenger RNA. RefSeq names its product elongation of very long chain fatty acids protein 1-like. Gene Ontology annotation, cellular component: endoplasmic reticulum membrane. Bases 173 to 955 code for a protein of 260 amino acids. The record is from RefSeq and is a predicted model, not a curated record. NCBI's taxonomy places the organism in Eukaryota, Metazoa, Arthropoda, Insecta, Diptera, Syrphidae. The transcript is spliced from 5 exons. Gene Ontology annotation, biological process: fatty acid elongation, polyunsaturated fatty acid; sphingolipid biosynthetic process; fatty acid elongation, monounsaturated fatty acid. Gene Ontology annotation, molecular function: fatty acid elongase activity.
UUAAACAAGUUCCAGCCGUUUAGAAAGGUGGUGUUUUCAAAAAUAAUUUGGUGGAUUUUUACCCAACGUAGAGCCAUUAAGAACCUCUUAGCCAAAAACCUAAACUUGCUUCAAAGACCAAAAAGAAUUAUUUUAAAGUGGUUUCCUGAAAGUUAAAAAGUUGUCAAAUAAAAUGGCAUCGGGAGCUGUAAUUGAACACUUAUCAAAUGAAAGUGAAUUCGAUGCCACCAAUGAAUUUCCAACGAAAACAGCAACCCCAAUGGUGAUAAUCCUGGCUAUAUAUCUGCUAACUAUUUUAAAACUUGGACCAAGCUUUAUGAAAUCAAGACCUGCAUUCCAACUUAAAUCCUACAUCGUAGUUUAUAAUAUUCUUCAGGUACUUUCUUGUGUCUAUCUGGUUCAUAGGAUUUUGUUUUCGAAACUCCCAACUCUAGUAUUUUGGAAAUGUCCUGAUAUUCCACGUGGGACUGCUGAGGAUAAGGACUUUCUGCACGUCAGUUAUUUUGCAUUUUGGUUGAAAGUCAGUGAACUUAGUGAAACGCUUGUUUUUGUUUUGCGAAAGAAACAACGACAAGUUUCAUUUUUGCAUGUUUUCCAUCAUUGUGCUACACUGUUUUUGGUUUUCCAACUUCCCAGAUCCUACAGGGGUGGUGCAGCUCUUUAUCCACUCUUUCUAAAUUGCAACGUUCACAUUAUUAUGUAUAGUUAUUAUUUAAUGGCUGCAAUUCUUCCAGAUUAUAUUGUUGCCAAAUUAACUCCAAUCAAAAAAUCAAUUACAACAAUUCAAAUGAUUCAAUUUGCAUUGAUACUUUUGCAAGUUGCUAUAACAUUGAGUAGGGGUUGUAAAAUUCCACCCACUAUGACGUCAGUUUAUAGUCUUAUAAUAAUUGCAUUUUUCUAUAUGUUCUAUGAUUUCUAUAGAAAUAAUUAUUCUAUGAAGAAGUCAAAGGAGUAAUUAAACAAUUUGCAAAAAUAUAAAAUUUAAGUAUAUCUAAUGAAUUUUAUCAAAACAAUAAAAACUAACUAAUAAUACCCACACUAAAAAACAUAUUAGACAUAAAGUUAUUUAAGGCAAUUCUUGUUAAGGUAUACUAGUACAUAUAUUAUAUCAUUGAGCUUUUAAAUAAAU